ACAGGUGCAAUAAAAUCACACUUAUACUUCUUCUGUGACAGAUUCUGAAAUACCUCAAAAUCUAUCCAUUUCUACCAUGGGAACUGGCAGAGAUGGGUCAUACGAGUUGAGUCCUACUCGAUUGCUGUUCCACCUAAUUUUGCGGCCUUAUUCCCAAAGAUCCGCCUUGAAACAAAUGCUCGUGCUAUGUUUGUCGUUGGACAAAAGGGUAAAACGCCUUUGGAGUGCGCGUAAAUAACUGCAACCGUGAAGCCCGUGGAUCAAUCAAGCCAUGCGUGCGCAGUUGUACGCAAGGCAAAUGAUAGACGCCCAAGCUUGUGUGAGAAUAAGUAUGCAACUCUUGGUUUCUCCUGGAUUUUCUGUGUUGAUCUUCAUGACACCAGACACAGUUUAUGCGUAUCAAGGCCGUCUCAGAAAACCUGCCAAAUUAUUUAUGGACUGAGUCGACCGCAUAUUUGGACAGAAGCAGACACCACGUUUUGAGUAGCCUUACGUAGUUCGCGCUUAGGAUCUCCGUGCCUCGCCCAUAAGGUACAGCCUCAUC
Fomitiporia mediterranea MF3/22 is the source of this 544-nucleotide messenger RNA. RefSeq lists its product as uncharacterized. The record is from RefSeq and is a predicted model, not a curated record. The coding region runs from base 272 to 442 and encodes 56 amino acids. Lineage: Eukaryota; Fungi; Basidiomycota; Agaricomycetes; Hymenochaetales; Hymenochaetaceae. The transcript has a single exon.